Lipotes vexillifer (Yangtze River dolphin) is the source of this 882-nucleotide messenger RNA. It is a transcript of the gene DRGX, whose product is annotated as dorsal root ganglia homeobox. Gene Ontology annotation, molecular function: RNA polymerase II transcription regulatory region sequence-specific DNA binding; DNA-binding transcription factor activity, RNA polymerase II-specific. NCBI's taxonomy places the organism in Eukaryota, Metazoa, Chordata, Mammalia, Artiodactyla, Lipotidae. The record is from RefSeq and is a predicted model, not a curated record. The transcript has 7 exons. Gene Ontology annotation, biological process: regulation of transcription by RNA polymerase II. The coding region runs from base 91 to 882 and encodes 263 amino acids.
CCGCCGAGCCAGGCCAGAUCUACGCGUGCCUUGUCGGUCCCGCAGUCACCCUCCCGACUCCUGGCCGUCAGGUCGAUCCGGCCGUCGGCGAUGUUUUAUUUCCACUGUCCGCCACAGCUAGAGGGCACUGCACCCUUUGGCAACCACUCUACAGGAGAUUUCGAUGAUGGGUUUCUGCGGAGAAAACAGCGCCGGAACCGGACCACGUUCACUCUUCAGCAGCUGGAAGCUCUGGAGGCAGUUUUUGCCCAAACACACUACCCUGAUGUCUUCACCAGAGAAGAGCUAGCCAUGAAAAUCAACCUCACAGAAGCCAGAGUGCAGGUUUGGUUCCAGAACCGAAGAGCCAAAUGGAGGAAAACGGAGAGAGGGGCCUCGGACCAGGAGCCAGGAGCCAAGGAGCCCAUGGCAGAGGUGACGCCACCGCCUGUGAGGAAUAUCAACUCCCCGCCCCCUGGGGACCAGGCCAGGAGCAAGAAGGAGGUCCUGGAGGCCCAGCAGAGCCUGGGGCGAACUGUCGGUCCCACAGGGCCUUUCUUCCCCUCUUGCUUGCCGGGAACCCUCCUGAAUACGGCCACGUACGCCCAGGCCCUGUCACACGUUGCUUCCCUGAAAGGGGGCCCACUGUGCUCUUGCUGUGUGCCAGACCCCAUGGGGCUCUCCUUCCUCCCCCCCUACGGCUGCCAGACUAACCGCACGGCCAGCGUGGCAGCCCUGCGCAUGAAAGCUCGUGAGCACUCGGAGGCCGUCCUGCAGUCGGCCAACCUCCUGCCGUCCACCAGCAGCAGCCCCAGCCCUGCGGCCAAGCCGGCGCCCCCCGACGGCAGCCAGGACAAGACCCCUCCCAGCAAGGAACAGAGCGAGGGUGAGAAGAGUGUAUGA